Cuscuta europaea is the source of this 3582-nucleotide messenger RNA. NCBI's taxonomy places the organism in Eukaryota, Viridiplantae, Streptophyta, Magnoliopsida, Solanales, Convolvulaceae. The record is from the annotation of a GenBank genome assembly.
CCUCUCCUGGCCUCCACAAUUCCACAAACAUCUUCGGCUUCGUGAAAGUAAAACCAUCACAGGAGUGAGUCAGAGAAAGGCUGUAAGGAAGUGUUCUCCUAAAACAACCGGCUAAGGAGGAGAUAUGGGAGUGCCCGCAUUUUACAGGUGGUUGGCAGAUCGGUAUCCACUCUCGAUCGCUGAUGUGGUGGAGGAAGAGCCUAGUAAGGGAGAUAAUGGAGUGCCUUUGCCAAUAAACUUGUCCGGCCCGAACCCUAACGGGAUAGAGUUUGAUAACUUGUAUCUGGACAUGAAUGGGAUUAUUCACCCCUGUUUUCACCCUGAAGGCAUGCCUGCCCCAGCAACUUAUGAUGAUGUAUUCAAAUUAAUCUUCAAGUACAUUGACCAUCUUUUCUCAUUGAUUCGUCCUAGAAAGCUACUUUAUAUGGCAAUUGAUGGAGUGGCUCCCAGAGCUAAAAUGAACCAACAGCGCACCAGACGUUUCAGAGCUGCUAAAGACGCUGCUGAGGCUGAAGCUGAAGAAGCAAGGUUGAGAAAAGAAUUUGAGAUCGAGGGGGCCACGUUGUCCUUGGAAAAGCCAGAGACAUCUGAUUCUAAUGUUAUCACUCCCGGGACUCCAUUUAUGACAGUGCUUUCAGUGGCUCUUCAGUAUUAUAUACAGUCAAGGCUGAAUAAUAAUGCUGGCUGGUGGUUAACAAAGGUAAUUCUUUCUGAUGCAAAUGUUCCUGGUGAGGGGGAGCACAAGAUCAUGUCCUUCAUUCGUCUGCAGCGUAACCUUCCUGGCUUUGAUCCAAACACUCGCCAUUGUCUAUAUGGUCUUGACGCUGAUCUAAUAAUGUUGUCUCUAGCUACUCAUGAGGUUCAUUUUUCAAUAUUGAGAGAGGUGAUUACUCCACCUGGACAGCAGGAAAAGUGUUAUGCUUGUGGACAAGCUGGUCAUUUGGCAGCUGAUUGUCACGGCACAAGUGCCAACCAGACUGCAAAUGCAAACAGGAAAGUUGACAUUUCUAUCCACAAGAAGUAUCAGUUGCUCAAAAUCUGGGUGUUGAGGGAAUAUUUGCAACAUGAUCUAUAUAUUUCAAACCCCCCAUUUCAAAUAGACUUUGAGAGGCUGGUGGAUGACUUCAUUUUUUUGUGUUUCUUUGUCGGCAAUGACUUUCUUCCUCAUAUGCCCACACUAGAGAUUCGAGAGGGGGCAAUCAAUCUGCUAAUGGCUGUUUACAGAAACGAGUUCGUGGCUAUGGGUGGUUAUCUCACAGAUGCGGGUGAGGUUUUUCUGGAUAGAGCAGAACAUUUUAUUCAAGCAGUUGCAGGUCACGAAGACCAAAUUUUCCGUAAGCGGGCUCGUAUACGUCAGGCAAUAGAGAGUAGUGAAGGGACAAGGUUGAGCGCAAGAAGUGACAGUAAUGGCCAGCCACAACCUCCCGAUGCGGACAAGGUGAAGCUCGGAGAGCCUGGAUACAAGGAACGAUAUUAUUCUGAGAAAUUUGCUUUGUCAAGUCCUGUGGAAAUAGAAGAAGUUAGACAAGAUGUUGUUCAGAAAUUUGUUGAAGGAUUAUGCUGGGUUUGCCGGUAUUACUUUCAAGGUGUAUGCUCUUGGCAGUGGUUUUAUCCAUAUCAUUAUGCUCCAUUUGCUUCCGAUCUUAAAGGGCUUGCAGAUUUAGAAAUUACAUUCUUCCGUGGUGAACCAUUUAGACCUUUUGAUCAGCUGAUGGGCGUCUUGCCUGCUGCAAGCUCAAGUGCUCUUCCUGAAAGUUACAGGACAUUAAUGACUGAUCCAUCAUCUCCCAUCAUUGAUUUUUAUCCAACUGAUUUUGAAUUGGAUAUGAACGGGAAGCGUUUUGCAUGGCAGGCUGUUGUUAAGUUGCCAUUCAUUGAUCAGAAGAAGUUGCUCACUGAAACAAAGAAGCUUGAAGAUACUUUGACGCAAGAAGAGCAACUGAGGAACAGUGUGAUGUUUGAUUUGCUAUAUGUCCACCCCUUACAUGUUUUGGCAUCAUAUAUCCUGGCUUACUAUCAUCAUAAUGUUUCUGUGCUUCCAAAGGAACAAGUGCCAUGGCAAAUUGAUCCAAGAACAAGUGGUGGAAUGAAUGGAUUCAUUUGGUUAUCUGAAAGAAAUGGACUGAAAAAUGUGGUUCCUUCCCCAAUCCGUGCUUUGGAUGAUAUUACUAGCAAUCAAGUUUUGAAUGUUGCCUUUCUUAAUCCUCCUCCUCAUAAGCAUAUUCCGAAACUUCAUGAAGGAGUAGUUAUACCUAAUAAGAUUCUGAGGCAGUUUGAUGUAAAACCCUUACCUGCAUUAUGGCAUGAAGAGUAUGGCUACAGGCGCCAGCUCGGAAAAGAUAGGCCCCCUGUAGCCGGUGCAAUUGCUGGUCCUACAUUGGGAGAAGCUGCACAUCGCUUGCUUAGGAACACAUUGAAUGUCGGAAAUGGAGGAAAUUCAGACUUCACAAAUUCCAAAAAUAUCCCAGGCAACAAUAUGCUAACUAAGCCAGGAGCUUUUGGUGGACCACCAGGACGAGAAGGCGGGUUUUAUGACCAAACUAACAAUCGAAGCUCAGCAGGAAACCAUGUUGGUUACCGGUCACGACCUAUGCUACAAUCUGGCCGGUUUUGUGAUGAUCCAUCUUCUUCGUAUUGUAAUUCAAGUUAUACCCCUCGUGGUGUAAUGAGCACUCCAAGCCCAAGAUAUGGACCCUCCCCCUAUGAGCUCCUAGGGAACCGCCAACACUGGAGAGGGCAAGACAGGCUUUUUCAUCAAGAUCAGAACCAUGGACUCAAGGGUGGAACGUUGGCUGCAAAUGAGUUCCAAGGAAACCGGCAAAGUUUCAGAGGGCAAGAUAGACUUUUACACCAACACGAUCAGUCCCACAGCUUAAGGUGUGGAAUGUCUGCAUUGACACUUGAAGGCAGUGGAAGAAUGAGGCAACAAACAACACUUUCUCCCAGGUUGCCCAACCUGCAGCCCCAUCCAAUUGGAAACAACUAUAUCGGCCCCCUUCCAUCACCGCCUCCUAGGUGGAUUGCACGACCUACAUUUGGCGGAGGGAUGAACUCAAAGCAGCAAGAAACCUCAAAGCAUGAGAAGCAAGUUAAAAUGAUGUAUCAGGUCAAACCCCGCCCAACCCAACAGAGUGACUGACACGGGAUCAAUCUAAUAAUGCUUUCAUGAUUCAUUCAUUCAUUAUGGAUCUAAGAUUAAUUGCUGAACUCCUAGGAGCCACUUGUAGAUCAAGACCCAAAUCCAGCACAAAUCAUUUUGAAGAAACAGAAAUGAUAGCAAAAGAUUGUCCCUUGUAAAUUUUGAUUGAGUUUACUGUGGAUAAUGUAUCUAGGAGUCCAAAAGAAAGGUUAAGAUUGUCAUGGAUCGUCUCAUCUUAGUGUGCUUGUAAAAGUUAUUGUCAAUUUAUUUGUGCGUUCGAACUUAAGCAAUAUAAGGCUACAGAAUGGAAAAUGAUAGAAGUCCUGAAGGUGUGAAAAUGAAGUCGGGUGUUUGUGUUUAUCGAAGGUGUGAAAAUGAAUCCAACUUUGACCCCGAAAUUUUGGGGGAUGUUUAUUUAUAAAUUUGAGGUUGUAGUUUCCUUC